Molecule: messenger RNA, 1165 nt
Organism: Topomyia yanbarensis
Lineage: Eukaryota; Metazoa; Arthropoda; Insecta; Diptera; Culicidae
Product: omega-amidase NIT2-like
Exons: 2
Coding region: 196-1047 (283 amino acids)
Biological process (GO): L-glutamine metabolic process; oxaloacetate metabolic process
Cellular component (GO): mitochondrion
Molecular function (GO): omega-amidase activity
Source: RefSeq, a predicted model, not a curated record
CAAUAUGAUAACGAAUCUGAAGUGCAGACGAUCAGUGUAUAUAUUUUAAAAGACUGCCACCACUACCGCAAGUGAUUGGUAAACAAAUCCGUCGCAAGAAAUUUAAUUUACGUAUUUCUUAUCAUAGGCACUAAUAUUUGUGUAGCGACCAAACAACUGAUAAGAGUUUUGUUUCGUAACAUUAACUUCGGUGCUAUGCAAAACAUGGCUAGAGCCGGUUUCCGCAUCGCUCUACUCCAGCUGAAGGUCGGUGCAAACAAAGCUGAAAACGUAAAAAAUGCCCUGCUGAAGAUACGUAGCGCUGCGCAGGAACAUGGAGCCCGGAUCGUAGCACUACCGGAAUGUUUCAACUCACCGUACGGAACGCAACAUUUCGCCCAGUAUGCGGAGGAGAUCCCCGCCGGCGAAACCAGUCAAAGUUUGUCGGCUGUGGCGAAACAGUUGGGCAUCUACCUGAUAGGCGGUACCAUCCCGGAGAAGAUUGGAACGGAAAAUAAGAUCUACAACACUUGCACGGUUUGGUCCCCGGAAGGGUCUCUGAUGGCGACGUACCGUAAAAUUCAUCUGUUCGACAUCGAUAUACCCGGGGGAAUCACGUUCCGUGAGUCGGAUGUGCUCACCGGCGGUGAACAGUUGGCCGUUAUUCCCGUCGAUGGUGCUAAGAUUGGCAUAGGAAUCUGUUACGAUAUUCGGUUCGACGAACUGGCACGUAUUUACCGGAACCAGGGUUGUGAUAUGUUGAUUUAUCCGGGAGCUUUCAAUAUGAAAACGGGCCCGUUGCACUGGGAACUUCUGGCCAGGGCUAGAGCCACUGAUACUCAGUCGUAUGUGGCAACGAUUUCUCCGGCAAGGGACAAAUCAGCCGGCUACGUAGCAUGGGGUCACUCGAUGGUGGUUGACCCUUGGGCAAAGGUUGUGGCGUCGGCUAAGGAAGGCGAAGAGAUGGUUCUGGCGGAUGUGAAUCUAAAGACGGUGGACGAAGUACGUGAGCAGAUUCCGAUUUUCCGUCAGAGAAGAACGGAUUUGUACGAAACUAAACUGCUGUGAAAUUGAUCACUGGAAUAUGGACGGCUUCACUAAUUUUAGUGAUGAUGAUCCCAGGGUUUGGGUAUAUAACGCGAAUGUUAAUUAUGUCGUUACGUGUAAAUAAAACAAUGAUUAAUUU